This is a messenger RNA of Prunus persica (peach), 647 nucleotides long. Its product is annotated as disease resistance response protein 206. The annotation marks the transcript as partial. The transcript has a single exon. The record is from RefSeq and is a predicted model, not a curated record. Lineage: Eukaryota; Viridiplantae; Streptophyta; Magnoliopsida; Rosales; Rosaceae.
CAACUCUUCUCCUCUUCUUCCUCCUCUUGUCCAACCUCCGCAGCCAAACCCGGCAAGAGAGUCCGGGCUCACAAACCGUGUAAGAAGCUGGUGUUUUACUUCCACGACAUUAUUUACAACGGAAAGAAUGCCAAGAAUGCAACAUCAGCCAUUGUUGGAGCACCAGCUUGGGGAAACAGAACCAUAUUGGCAGGAAAAAGCUAUUUCGGGAACAUGGUUGUGCUUGAUGAUCCCAUUACCUUAGACAAUAAUCUACACUCAACCCCAGUUGGUUGCGCACAAGGCUUCUACUUGUACGACAAGAAAGAUAUAUUCACUGCUUGGCUUGGCUUCUCCUUUGUGUUUAACUCAUCCAAACACAAGGGAAGCAUCAACUUUGCUGGUGCUGAUCCACUGAUGAACAAAACCAGGGAUAUUUCAGUGAUUGGCAGUACCGGCAACUUCUUCAUGGCUCGAGGGAUAGCCACUUUGAUGACUGAUGCAUUCAAGGGGGAAGUGUACUUCCGGCUUCGCGCUGAGAUAAAUCUGUACGAGUGUUGGUAACCAAUUUGUUUAUGGCUCUUGUUUUGGAGUUUUUAGUUUACUUUGCUAACGAACGUGUGUUGAAUUUGAGUUUCUGAGGUUUGAGAAUUCAGAUUUUGAGUUGU